AUGAAAACGCCGCUCGAAGACCAGCUCGCGGCUCAGUUAGAGAAACGUCGUCGCAUUUCAAAGCUCCGGGUUCUUAAGCCAAGCCCUCCCGGAUCGGUCGAUUUCUCGUCCAAUGAUUUUCUCUCGCUCUCGUCCAACGACCAGUUCCGUCACGACUACCUUCAAGCUCUGGCCGACCAUAAUUUAGGAAUUGGCUCCACCGGUUCGAGGUUGCUUGAUGGAAAUUCAACCUUUGCGGAGCAGCUCGAGUGUGAUAUCGCGGCCCACCAUGGUGCCGAGACAGCAUUGCUGACCAAUUCGGGCUUCGACGCCAAUGUCAGUAUCUUCACCUGCUUACCGCAGCCCGGAGACAUCAUCAUCUAUGACGAGCUCAUACAUGCUAGUGUUCACGAUGGUAUGCGUGCAAGCCGGGCUGAGAAGCGUAUAUCAUUCAAACAUAAUGAUGUGGAUCACCUCAAGCAAGUUCUGGAAUCUGUCGACGCUAAGACGACAUCGAAGAACAUCUUUGUGGCCAUUGAGACUGUCUACAGCAUGGAAGGCGAUGUAGCACCGUUGACUGAGAUCUGUGCUCUUCUCGACUCCGCGGCACCCAAGGGUAGCGUCCAUCUGAUCGUUGACGAGGCCCACGCCACUGGCAUCUACGGCCGGGGCGGGGCAGGCUUAGUAUCACAGUUGGGCCUACAGAGUAAAGUCAGCGUCAGGCUGCACACCUUUGGGAAAGCCUUGGCUUGCAACGGAGCCGUCAUCCUGUGCUCAGCAGUCAUGCGCCAGUAUUUGAUCAACUACGCGCGGCCGCUGAUCUUUACAACCUUUAUGUCGUAUCCUUCUCUGGUCGCUAUUCGGACUGCUUACGACUGGAUGCGAGAGGGCAAGACCGGACUACUGGCGGCGAACCUGAGCGAGCUAAUCGAAUACCUGUGGAUGCGACUCCAAGAAAUCAGCCUUCACGCAAGCAAUUUGCCAGAUCCAAGCAACCUGGUACUGCCCGGAAGCUGCCCAGACUCGCCAAUAUUCGCUCUUUUCAGCACCGUUCCUCGAGAGCUCGCCAGUCACUGCCAAGCCGCCGGCUUUGUGGUGCGGCCCGUGGUCCCACCUACAGUACCAACCAACACGGAGCGCGUACGCGUGUGUUUGCACGGUGGAAACACGAAGGAGCAGAUCGAUGCGUUUAUUGUUUGCUUGAGACAGUGGAUCGAGCUGAAAGCCAGCCCGAGACACGCCCAGGGUACGAUCACAAUGUCCCCGGUCUUGCAAGAGAGAUUGGACGCAAAGCUAUGA
This is a messenger RNA of Cyphellophora europaea CBS 101466, 1278 nucleotides long. RefSeq lists its product as uncharacterized. Bases 1 to 1278 code for a protein of 425 amino acids. Gene Ontology annotation, biological process: biosynthetic process. Lineage: Eukaryota; Fungi; Ascomycota; Eurotiomycetes; Chaetothyriales; Cyphellophoraceae. The transcript has a single exon. The record is from RefSeq and is a predicted model, not a curated record. Gene Ontology annotation, molecular function: pyridoxal phosphate binding.